UUCUUUUUCUUUUCCUUAUCAAGUUACUAUGGCUUCCUUUAAGACCUUUCAAAGAAAAAGUGAAGAAAAAUGGUUUGUACAUUCAUUCAUUUAAUACUAAGUGACAAUAAUGAAGUGUCCUUAUGUCUGAAUCUUGGUCCUUUCACUUGUCUCUUUUUCAAUCUGUGACACCAAUUUGUCUUCAUGUGUUCAGAGAAAAAAAUAAUCACACAUAAGAAAAAUUUGUUGUUGAUGAGUUUCUGAAUGUUUUGUGGCAACAAAAAAAAUUGAUUUUGAUCAAUUAGGUUGAUUUUGCAAGUGGCUACAAACUCUUAAGGAUUAUGGAGAAGAACCAAGCUUCAAUGAUCUAAAUUUCUCUCAUCUAUUGCAUGCUUUUAGCUCACCAAUGGAAAAUAAGCAUUAUUCAAAAGUGCUUCUAGUUUUAGUUACAAUUUUUGUUUCAACUUCUUACACAAACCAACUUCAUCUUCAAUCCUCACAUACUCACACUCUUCUAAGACUCAAACGCCUAUUAAACUUCCCUUCAAUUUUAAGCACAUGGAAUUCAAACACAGAUUUUUGUAACACAGAUUCAAAAGCUUCUCUAACUGUUGUAUGCUAUGAAGAAACCAUAACUCAGCUUCACAUAGUCGGCGAAACAACAACAAAACUUCUUCCAAAAAACUUCUCACUGGAUUCAUUUUUCGCAACACUAUCGCGAAUUCCGUCUCUAAAAGUCCUCACACUAGUUUCCUUAGGGUUAUGGGGUCCGCUUCCCGGAAAAAUCGCGAGUUUAUCAUCUUUGGAGAUUGUUAACAUGAGUUCAAAUUUUCUAUCUGGAACUAUCCCUCAAGAGCUUCCAUUGCUUUCGAAUCUUCAAGCACUCGUUCUCGAUAACAACAUGUUCGAUGGACAUUUGCCUGAUUGGUUGGAUUCGUUUCCGUCGUUAACCGUUUUGAAUUUGAAACAAAACUUAUUCAACGGUUCGCUUCCUGAUUCGUUGAGUAGCUUGACGAAUAUGCGAGUUCUUUUGCUUUCUGGUAACCGUUUCAACGGAUCCGUACCGGAUUUGAGCCGGUUGGUUAAUCUUCAAGUAUUGGAAUUGGAUGAUAAUGGUUUUGGACCUAACUUUCCUAGAAUUUGUAACAAGUUGGUUACUUGCGUUCUAAGAAACAACAAGUUUAGGUCUAGUUUACCUGAUAACAUGAGUUCGUAUUAUCAACUCGAGAGAUUCGACAUCUCGGGAAACGCGUUCGUUGGACCGAUUCAGUUGGAAUUGUUUUCGCUUCCUUCGAUAACUUAUCUCAACAUUUCGAGAAACAAAUUGUCAGGAAUGCUUUUUGAGAAUCUGUCAUGUAAUUCGGUUCUAGAAGAAGUUGAUCUGUCUUCGAAUCUCUUGAGUGGAAAAUUACCGAAAUGUUUAGUAUCGAAUUCCAAUGAUAGGAAUUUCUUGUAUGGUGGAAAUUGUUUAGAGGAAACAAAUCAAAAUCAAAAUCAACAUGAACAAUCUUUCUGUCACACUGAAGCUAUAGCUGUUGGAAUAGUUCCUAAUGAGAGAAAGAAACAUAAAAGAGUUUCUAAAACAGUUCUUUCUUUCGGGAUAGUUGGUGGAAUUUUCGGAGGAUUUGCACUCGUUGCAUUGAUUUUUAGUAUCAUUAGACGAAAAAACGGUAAAAACAUGAUGAUGAUGAAGAAUUCUCAAACAAAAUUGAUAUCAGAAAAUGCAGCUUCUGGAUACACUUCUAAGUUAAUCACUGAUGCAGGGUAUGUAUCUAAAACAAUGAACUUUGGAAGUGUUGGUCUUCCACCUUAUAGAGCUUUUUCCCUAGAAGAGAUUAUGGCAGCUACUAACAACUUUGAUGCUACUUCUUUCAUGGGUGCUGAAGGUUCUCAAGGACAGAUGAAUAGAGGCCAACUAAAAGAAGGUUCACUAGUUGCUAUUAGAAGUGUAAAAUUGACCAAAAGCUACAAGACUAAAGAUUUCAUGCAGCACAUAGAAAUGAUAUCGAAAUUCCGGCAUCAUCAUUUAGUUAGUGUUCUUGGACAUUGCUUUGAACAUUACUUAGACGACUCAAAUGUCAGACGCGUAUUUAUCGUCUUUGAGUAUGUACCAAAUGGAUCACUCAAGAGCUGGAUCUCAGAUAGGCAUUAUAGGAAGUCGCUUACUUGGACUCAACGCGUCGCUGCUGCAACGGGAGUAGCGAAAGGGAUUCAAUUUUUGCAUACGGAGAUUGUUCCUGGCAUAUACUCGAACAAUCUCAAAAUCACAGAUGUUUUAUUGGAUCAGAACUUUGUCGCCAAAAUCAGUAGUUAUAACAUGCCAUUGUUAUCGAAAAGUCCUAGCUUUAGCAAAAGUGUAAAAAGUGAAGAUAAGUCUGAUAUAUAUGACUUUGGUGUGAUACUAAUGGAACUCAUUCUAGGAAGGACUAUAAAGUCGAGAAAUGUCGAAACUUUGAAGGACUUGUUGCAAGCAAGUAUAAUAUCAGAUGAUGAAGCUAGAAGAAGCAUUAUAGAUUCGUCGAUUCGUAACGCGUGUUUGGAUCAAUCAUUGAAGACAAUGAUGGAGAUUUGUGUGAGGUGUUUGGUUAAAGAGAUGGAAGAAAGGCCUUCUAUAGAAGAUGUUUUGUGGAAUUUGCAAUUUGCUUCUCAAGUUCAAGAUGCAUGGAGAGGAGGAGAGUCUCUAAGUAGUGAUAGCUCUCCCCUUUCGCCUUUACCGUCUCGUCGAAUGAACUUCCAUUAGUAUCGGUCUUGCAGUUGAAAUUGCAUUUUCAAACUCACUUCAGUGCCCGAUUGAAGUUGCAUUUUCAAACUCACUUUAAUCCAUGUUUGGAUUGACGAUGAUUUUGGCGGAAAAAAUAGAUAUCAAGCUUAUUUUUUUCAGUUUGGAAGAAAAAAAAUCAAAUAGGUUAAAUUUAUCAUAUGCCACUUAAAAUAUAUUUGAGUUUAUAUGCUAUAUUUUAUCAUUUAUACA
Messenger RNA from Lathyrus oleraceus (garden pea), 2950 nucleotides. RefSeq names its product probable inactive leucine-rich repeat receptor-like protein kinase At3g03770. The coding region runs from base 386 to 2719 and encodes 777 amino acids. The record is from RefSeq and is a predicted model, not a curated record. NCBI's taxonomy places the organism in Eukaryota, Viridiplantae, Streptophyta, Magnoliopsida, Fabales, Fabaceae. Gene Ontology annotation, biological process: protein phosphorylation. Gene Ontology annotation, molecular function: protein binding; ATP binding; protein kinase activity. The transcript has 7 exons.